Messenger RNA from Cloeon dipterum, 830 nucleotides. RefSeq names its product CCAAT/enhancer-binding protein gamma-like. The record is from RefSeq and is a predicted model, not a curated record. Gene Ontology annotation, biological process: DNA-templated transcription; regulation of transcription by RNA polymerase II. Bases 223 to 561 code for a protein of 112 amino acids. Gene Ontology annotation, molecular function: RNA polymerase II cis-regulatory region sequence-specific DNA binding; DNA-binding transcription factor activity, RNA polymerase II-specific. NCBI's taxonomy places the organism in Eukaryota, Metazoa, Arthropoda, Insecta, Ephemeroptera, Baetidae. The transcript is spliced from 3 exons.
GCUUUAAAGACAACAGAGAAGCAAAACUCAAGGCUGCUCACGUCGUCUGCUCAUCGUAGCUCUGCAAAUUUCCCAAUAUUUGGUUGACGUAAUCGACUGUUUUGCAAGACACCCGUCAGAUUUUCGUCUUUAAAGGAUAGAUUGCCUUUAAGUCCGAGACUGAGGUGAAGAGGACAUCCACGAUACUGCCUGUCCACGUGACACGUUUUAACUGCUAGCAAGAUGGGAAAGAACACCUACAAAGACGAAGACGAAUACCGACGGCGCCGUGAGCGCAACAAUGAGGCGGUGAAGAAGAGCAGAGUGAAAAGUAAAUUGCGUAGCCAGGCCACGCAUGAAAGAGUUCAACAACUGCAAAUGGAGAACACUAAAUUAGAGGAAAAGAUUGGCUUCUUGGCGUCCGAGGUUGAAUUUUUGAAAGACAUGCUCUGCGCAAAUCAUUCAGACAUCAAAACUGAAGACAGCAACAGGGUGCAAAGUAUGCUGAAUGAUGAAAUGCAGCAGGACCAUUCGACGGGACACAACAACCCUCCCACAGGGAACAGGAGACUUCGCAAAUAGGUUUAAGGCAAAGUGCUAGAUUGACUCUCUCUAUGUGAAUUCAAAAGAUCUUUUUUCGACUGCACAUUUUCACAAGCAUCAUGUAACAAACCACUUUCAAAGUGGGCCAUUUUCUGAAAGCAUUUUGCCAAUUUUUACAAUUGAACUGUCUUUUCAUUAAUACCUUAGAUUUUAACAUGCUUCUAGAACUCCUGAUUGAGCUCUAUGUGACGCAUUGGUGUGCAAAUUAGAGAUCAAUUCUUCAUUAAAUUUACUGUAAUUUGCGUAGU